Messenger RNA from Candidozyma pseudohaemuli, 525 nucleotides. It is a transcript of the gene ATP7, whose product is annotated as F1F0 ATP synthase subunit d. The record is from RefSeq and is a predicted model, not a curated record. Lineage: Eukaryota; Fungi; Ascomycota; Pichiomycetes; Serinales; Metschnikowiaceae. Gene Ontology annotation, molecular function: proton transmembrane transporter activity. Gene Ontology annotation, biological process: proton motive force-driven ATP synthesis. The transcript has a single exon. The coding region runs from base 1 to 525 and encodes 174 amino acids.
AUGUCUGUUGCUAAGAGUGCUGCCACCAAAUUGAACUGGGCUCAGGUCAUCUCCUCUUUGGGAUUGACCGGCAAGACUUCCGCCAGUUUGAAUGCAUUCAAGAAGAGAAACGACGAGGCCAAGAAGGAGCACCUCGAAUUGUCCGGCGAGUCCACCGAGGUUGACUUUGCCCACUACAGAAAGGUGUUGAAGAACCAGAGCGUUAUUGACGAGGUUGAGAAGGCCGUCAGCGGCUUCAAGCCCGUCACUUACGACGUGUCCAAGACCUUGAAGACCAUUGACAUCUUUGAGCAGAAGGCUGUUGAGAACGCCAAGUUGACCGAGAAGUCUGUCUUGGAGGAGAUUGAGCAAUUGCAGGCCACCUUGAAGGACAUUGAGGGCUCCAGACCAUUCGACCAAUUGACCGUUGACGACGUUGCCAAGGCUAGACCUGAUGUCGAUGAGAAGGUUAACUACAUGGUCAAGAACGGUAAGUGGGAGGUUCCAUCCUACAAGGAGAAGUUCGGUGACUUGACUGUCAUGUAA